This is a messenger RNA of Sitophilus oryzae (rice weevil), 806 nucleotides long. RefSeq names its product brachyurin-like. NCBI's taxonomy places the organism in Eukaryota, Metazoa, Arthropoda, Insecta, Coleoptera, Curculionidae. Gene Ontology annotation, molecular function: serine-type endopeptidase activity. Gene Ontology annotation, biological process: proteolysis. The record is from RefSeq and is a predicted model, not a curated record.
UGAGUAAAAUUGUGAAAUUAGAAUUGUAUUAGUGUAUUUAGUGCUAUAAGUAGAGUAGAUUUGCAAUAGUUUUGAGGAAUUUUUGCAAUAUGGGAGUUAAAUAUUUGUUAUUAUUAGUUGGAAUAUUUCAACCAAUAUUUUCACAGGAUGAUGUAAAUAUUCUAAAAAGAGAUUUCUUCUAUCAAAACAAAAGAGAUUCAUCUAGCUCUUUGAGAAUAGUUGGUGGACAAGAUGCUACUCCACACCAAUUUCCUUUUGAAGUGGGUCUUUACAUAGACUACCAGCUAAAGAACGCUUUCUGUGGAGGUUCCCUCAUAUCGUCGAACUAUGUUUUAACAGCAGCGCAUUGCUUAGAAGGUGCAAUCUCAUUGGACGUGAUUCUAGGAGCUCAAAACAUUUCUGACGAUUCAGAGUCAAAUAGGCAGAGACAGGUGACGAGCGCUUAUGUAAUCCACCCAGAUUGGGACUCUACUACGUACACAAGCGAUAUAGGUUUGGUCAAAUUAAAUACACCCGCUCAAAUAAACGACUAUGUCCAAACAAUCACACUUGCCAGUGGAUCAGAUAGUUAUGCAGGUCAACAAGGAACGGUGUUAGGCUGGGGAAAAACCUACGACGACCAGACAACCGUCACUGACAUCCUUCAAUACGUGUCAAACCCGAUAUUCAGCAAUGACGAAUGUAAAGCUCAAAAUCCUUCAUACAACGGUAUCAUUACCGACGUCCACUUAUGUCUUUCUGGCGUCGGCAACAAAGGGUUCUGUCAAGGUGACUCCGGAGGCCCUCUGGUGGUCAACGACGUCCAA